CAACAACCAUAUGUGAUCUGUAGAAUUGACCCCUCACAAGAUAAACACAAUGAAUCAGGAAUUAUAAAAGAAGAGGAAAGUGGAGAACAUCAUGUAAGAACACAAAUGCCGACUGUUGGAUUCAUUUAAUGGAAUCAAAUCUUUUUGGAAAUAAAUUCAAUAGGCCUGUGUGACGUGGGAAACAACCCCGACAGAAAACCCUUCAGCAGCAGUCGCUCCUCCAUUCAUCUGUCUAGACAUUUUUUCACACAGAAUAAGCACAUCUACUCUCUCCUCUGAACGCUCUUAUGGGUAAAUAAUCCCCAGAAAGCAUCUAAUUUGAACGUCGUUUUGGAUUCUUCCGUGUGAUUGUGGGCGAAAUCUAGUGGUAGCCAUGUCUGGUAAGGGCAACCCCAGCCCACACCUCAAUGGCUUCCAAAUGGCCCACUAUUCCUAUUUCUUCCCGCACAUACUGGGAGGGCUUUCUCCGCCUUCUCUGCCCACCCUACCCCUCAGUGGAUACAGCACACCUUCACCAGCCACUAUCGAAACCCAGAGUACGAGUUCAGAGGAGAUCGUCCCGAGCCCACCCUCUCCGCCCCCUCCUCCUCGCAUCUAUAAGCCCUGCUUUGUGUGUCAGGACAAAUCUUCAGGGUACCACUAUGGCGUCAGUGCCUGUGAGGGCUGCAAGGGUUUCUUCAGGCGAAGUAUCCAGAAGAACAUGCUCUACACGUGCCACAGAGAGAAGAACUGCAUCAUCAACAAAGUCACCCGCAACCGCUGUCAAUACUGCCGGCUGCAGAAGUGCCUGGAAGUGGGAAUGUCCAAAGAAUCAGUGAGGAACGACAGGAAUAAGAAGAAGAAAGAAGAGAAAAAGCAAGAAUGUACAGAAAGCUACACACUGAGCCCAGACACAGAGCAGAUGAUUGACAGAAUCAGGAAAGCCCACCAAGAGACCUUCCCCUCGCUUUGUCAACUCGGCAAAUACACCACGAGUAACAGCUCAGAGCGACGCGUGUCACUGGACGUGGAUUUGUGGGAUAAGUUCAGCGAGCUCUCCACCAAGUGCAUCAUAAAGACGGUGGAGUUCGCCAAGCAGCUGCCGGGAUUCACCACCCUCACCAUCGCAGACCAGAUCACACUGCUGAAAGCCGCUUGCCUCGACAUACUGAUUCUGAGGAUCUGUACCCGCUACACGCCUGAUCAAGACACUAUGACGUUCUCUGACGGGUUAACGCUGAACCGAACACAGAUGCACAAUGCUGGCUUCGGUCCGUUAACAGACCUGGUGUUCGCCUUCGCCAAUCAGCUACUACCGCUAGAAAUGGAUGAUGCAGAGACGGGACUGCUCAGUGCUAUUUGCCUGCUCUGUGGAGAUCGGCAGGAACUGGAGGAAGCCGAUAAGGUGGAUGUACUGCAGGAACCGCUGCUGGAAGCACUGAAGAUCUAUGUGAGGAACAGGAGGCCACACAAACCUCACAUGUUCCCUAAGAUGCUGAUGAAGAUCACCGACCUGAGGAGCAUCAGUGCCAAGGGGGCAGAGCGUGUGAUCACCUUGAAGAUGGAGAUUCCCGGCUCCAUGCCUCCUCUUAUCCAGGAGAUGUUGGAGAACUCUGAGGGUUUGGAGAGUUCCUCGGGCGGGAUCAGUUCACGGGCCGCCGGCGCCCCUCCAGGCAGUUGUAGCCCCUCCCUUUCUCCAAGCUCUGCCCAGAGCAGCCCACCCACGCAGUCACCAUGACAACCGUCAAUGCCGACAUCAUUAGCCACUUACUGACUACUUUGUGCCCUCCCCGACACGACAGCAGACACAUUCAAAAGCACGCGCUCAUAUUGUCGCUCCUCUGCCCGUGUUCCUCAGAGACUAAGGGGGGCAUCAAAGGUGUGUCGCUGGAACUUUGUUGUUUUCUUUCCUCAGAUCAGACUGUGAUUGUAGUCCUCCUCGAUUUCGCCACUCUGUUGCUGAGUCCUUUUGGAUGAAGGGAGGAAAAC
Molecule: messenger RNA, 1968 nt
Organism: Sinocyclocheilus rhinocerous
Lineage: Eukaryota; Metazoa; Chordata; Actinopteri; Cypriniformes; Cyprinidae
Product: retinoic acid receptor alpha-A-like
Exons: 9
Coding region: 374-1717 (447 amino acids)
Biological process (GO): cellular response to corticotropin-releasing hormone stimulus; regulation of transcription by RNA polymerase II; retinoic acid receptor signaling pathway
Cellular component (GO): nucleus; transcription regulator complex
Molecular function (GO): nuclear receptor activity; RNA polymerase II cis-regulatory region sequence-specific DNA binding; zinc ion binding
Source: RefSeq, a predicted model, not a curated record